Molecule: messenger RNA, 996 nt
Organism: Aspergillus homomorphus CBS 101889
Lineage: Eukaryota; Fungi; Ascomycota; Eurotiomycetes; Eurotiales; Aspergillaceae
Exons: 7
Coding region: 1-996 (331 amino acids)
Source: RefSeq, a predicted model, not a curated record
AUGCCUGCCCUGGACUAUGAGACCGAGGGCGAAAAGUCCAGACCAGAAAGCCGAUCAUCAAGGCAACGCCACCUUGCCAACCAAAGAAGCCUUAACAGCGGAGGGGGGGAGCAAAAUGCGUCCUUGGCUGUGGAGCUUGCCUUUGAAGCUAUUCAAGCUAGAGAUAACGCCAGUGAAGUUGCGACCCUCACAUUCCUCCGAUCCAAGGGGAUUCCGGUUCCCGAAGUGUAUGGCUGGUCCUCCGCAACUGAUAACCCAAAGCAUACUUUGAAAGGCAUCGUCAACAUCGAGAAAAAGCUCUUUAGCAUACCCUUUGGCGCCAUUGGUAGCCUUACUUCAAGAGCGAUCUUGCACCCCGGUUUCAAGGCCCGCUGGCGCGACCCAAAGAACUACCUGUCUGCAAUUGCAGAGAAGGAAGUCAAAUGGAUUGGGAAAUUCGGAAAGCCUCUUGAAAGUGACUUCCCAUUCAACAUGAUCUUUCGCGGCAUGGAAUCCCAUGUGGACUAUCUGAGGCUCCUCAAGAAGUAUUUGGCAACCGUGCCGUCUCUUCUCCCGAAAGAAAAAGGACCCAGGAGCAAUCUGAUCAGGCCGAUUCUACGCCAUCAAGAUCUCGCCCCUAGCAAUGUCUUCGUCUGCCCAGACACAUUCAAAGUCACGCUAUUUGAGAAUCCCGAGCCUGGGCCUUUCGCGGUUUUGACGCCCCCGAAGUACCUGCCGGACUACGGCAUAAUGACACCUGAACAGAUAGCCCAAGUCGAUGAACUCAGGCGAGAACUGUUGAAGGACGGCGUCCGGUUGGACAAUGAUAGCAGGGACUAUCAUGCGUAUCGGGAGCAGCCGGAUGCCCGAAAAGUCCCUUCUUGUAUCAAGCAGUGUUGUAAUAAGAACGGCGGGAUUCAUGCUGCGAUUACCACCCUAUACAUAUCUACAGGGCUCGAAUGUGAAGCGGACGUCUUCGAAGAUGCGAUGAAGGGAUAUAUCACGAAUAUCCGUUGA